AUGACGAUCGACGUGUCCAUGCCCGGGAGCUCCGGGCUCCUGAACGCUGCGGGGAAGAGGGGCAUGAAGUUCUUCAACAACCCCUACGUGCUUGCGCUCACGGGCGCUGCAGGAAUCGGUGGAUUCCUCUUUGGCUACGACACAGGUGUCAUAUCUGGAGCCCUUCUGUAUAUCCGCGAUGAUUUUCCAGCGGUCAGGGACAAUGACUUCUUACAGGAAACGAUUGUUAGCAUGGCCUUAGUCGGAGCUGUGCUUGGAGCUGCUGGGGGUGGUUGGAUCAAUGAUGCGUACGGUCGCAAGAAGUCUACUCUUCUUGCUGAUAUGAUGUUUGCUCUUGGCUCACUUGUCAUGUGCGCUGCUUCUGGUCCUUACAUUAUAAUUGUCGGAAGGCUCCUUGUUGGUUUGGGUGUGGGUGUUGCAUCAGUCACGGCACCGGUGUACAUUGCUGAAGCUGCUCCUUCAGAAAUCAGGGGAGGUUUGGUGUCAACUAAUGCACUCAUGAUUACCGGAGGCCAAUUCUUCUCCUAUCUUAUCAAUCUCGGCUUUACUGAGGUUCCUGGAACAUGGCGCUGGAUGCUUGGUGUUGCUGCUGUCCCUGCCAUUGUACAGUUUGUGCUGAUGCUUUUUCUGCCAGAAUCUCCCCGUUGGCUUUACUGGAAGGAUGAGAAGGCAAAAGCUAUUGCUGUCCUCGAGAAGAUCUACGACUCUGAUCGUUUGGAGGAAGAGGUAGAGCUGCUUGCUUCAUCCUCCAUGCAUGAAUUCCAGUCCAACAAUACUGGAAGCUAUUUGGAUGUCUUCAAGUCGAAAGAAUUGAGGCUAGCUUUCUUUGCUGGGGCUGGUCUUCAGGCCUUCCAGCAAUUUACUGGGAUCAACACCGUCAUGUAUUACAGUCCCACAAUAGUUCAGAUGGCCGGUUUCUCUUCCAACAGGCUGGCCUUGCUUCUUUCCCUCAUCGUCGCUGCCAUGAAUGCCGCUGGAACCAUUGUUGGAAUCUACCUAAUCGACCGUUGCGGUCGCCGCCGCCUGGCCCUUACAAGCUUGUCUGGGGUCGUGAUCUCCCUUGUCAUCCUUGCCUUGGCCUUUAUACUGCAGUCAUCAUCCGGCCUCUGCACGAGUGUCGCUAAUGGUACAUGCCAAGGUGCGCUAGGCUGGUUCGCGGUGGCAGGCCUUGCUCUGUACAUCGCCUUCUUCUCUCCAGGCAUGGGGCCUGUCCCGUGGGCUGUGAACUCGGAAAUCUACCCUGAGGCAUACCGUGGAAUGUGCGGUGGCAUGUCGGCCACUGUCAACUGGAUCUCUAACCUCAUCGUGGCACAGACGUUCCUGCCGAUCAUGGGGCUGGUCGGGACUGGCCCGACCUUCCUGAUCAUUGCCGGGAUCGCGGUGCUGGCCUUCAUCUUCGUGGCCAUGUAUGUGCCGGAGACGAAGGGCUUGAGCUUUGAUCAGGUGGAGCAGAUGUGGAAGGAGAGAGCAUGGGGGAACAGUGGCAACUGCCAGAGCCUUUUGGGUGCUGCUGCGCCAUAG
Molecule: messenger RNA, 1521 nt
Organism: Miscanthus lutarioriparius
Lineage: Eukaryota; Viridiplantae; Streptophyta; Magnoliopsida; Poales; Poaceae
Source: the annotation of a GenBank genome assembly